Messenger RNA from Colletotrichum abscissum, 213 nucleotides. RefSeq lists its product as uncharacterized. NCBI's taxonomy places the organism in Eukaryota, Fungi, Ascomycota, Sordariomycetes, Glomerellales, Glomerellaceae. The record is from RefSeq and is a predicted model, not a curated record. Bases 1 to 213 code for a protein of 70 amino acids. The transcript has a single exon.
AUGUCGACUGAACAUGUUCCCGAUGAUAUGAUACAACGAAAGCAUAACAGCCGGAGCCGGUCGGGCGGAUGGGGGAAAGCCACUGGCAUGUUGGGAAUCAUUGGACGAUAUCCGAAUCUUGACGGCCCUUUUACGACCUUGGUGGAGAGGGUGAAAUCGCAUGGGGAUGGGAGGAGCAGGACAAUAAUGAGGAUGGAAGGAGGUUCAGGGUAA